AUGUUUGCUUUGCUUGCUCAACGACCUGAGAUGGCGCGUAUAAUACGUCCUUUUAUUGCCAUGGCCCCAGCAGUUUUUCUCGGUCACAUGUACAGCCCUAUGAGAGUUGCUUUGGCAUUUGACGGUCAAACUCUUCCUCACGUUCCUGGAGAGCACUUGCUCAGUAGACAGCUACUCAAUGAUGCCUUCCAGUAUGGCUUUUGUCGAGGAGUAGUUGGUCAAGAAUUUUGCUCUAUUUUCCUUCAAACUCUGCACGGUUCAUCCGAUUCUACAAAUAAUACUCGACUUCCAGUCAUUUUCCACCAUUUCCCAUCUCCAUCAUCUAACUGGCAAAUGGCCCAUUUUGGCCAAAGUGUAGUCACUGGAAAGUUUUCCUACUUCAACUAUGGAUCAGCUGAAAAGAAUCUCGCUGUUUACCAACAGAAAACACCUCCUGAGUAUCCGUUAGAAAAAAUUUCUUCAAAACUAAAAGUUGUAAUAAUGCAUGGAAACACUGAUAGUCUUGUAAGUGAAACUGAUACGCGUAAGCUGAUAAGUAUUCUGAAAACUGCCGGUGUACCAGUAAUCGAACAUAAAGUUCCCAAAAAGAAGUGGGCACAUCACGAUUUUGUCACCGGCAUGGGUGCUGGAAA
Molecule: messenger RNA, 632 nt
Organism: Rhagoletis zephyria (snowberry fruit fly)
Lineage: Eukaryota; Metazoa; Arthropoda; Insecta; Diptera; Tephritidae
Source: RefSeq, a predicted model, not a curated record